Messenger RNA from Penicillium egyptiacum, 987 nucleotides. The record is from the annotation of a GenBank genome assembly. Lineage: Eukaryota; Fungi; Ascomycota; Eurotiomycetes; Eurotiales; Aspergillaceae.
AUGGCAUAUCGACCCGCAGGACUACGAAAACGUGGGCGCAGCUACGCGGAUGGCAGUGAGACCUCUCGCUCUCCGACUCGGAGGCGUCUGACCUCUAAACCCAUGGAAUCCCCGGGAUCCUCAGAAUCCUCAGGCCUCGCAAAAUGCGUUCGAUCCCCUCAGUCCCCUCUCCGGUAUCCCAUUCCAGACGACAACACUCUAUCCGAUGGAAGGACUCCUCUUACACCCACUAGUCCUGUAUCUGACGAUAGAGGCCCGGUGUCGGACGAACAAGUCUGCGAGUUUCAUCAAAGGGGAAAUGCAUACCAAGCAUGGAUUGCCGACCCAACUCUAGGCGGAUGCCGAUGUGGGAUAUCAAGAAAGACAUUAUUCGAACUAUUCAACACCGGCAAUAAGAGAGAGAAAUUUACUUGUCCCGAGAACCAUUUUGAUGACCCACCUCUAUAUAUUCAAGAGGACUUGGUACAAUUAGGGCUCCCAAAAAGACACAGAAAGUACCGCUUCACAAGACUGUUACACCACGGUUAUGACGAGGAUGGUCACAAAAGGGAAAGCCAGUAUCAACAUUCCAUCGCAGAAGGCGUUCUAAUUGCUGAAUGUAUUUACAGAUACGCGGGACCUCAUUGGUCCACCGUCGCUAUCGCUCAAUAUAGGUUUGACCAUCCCAUCGAUACUCUCAAAUAUCUUUAUUUUACUAAUGUCCAGAACGACGAGACCUUGCCCUACGUGCAGGAAAUCCUCUACCCGAGACAUGAUGUGGAGUGGCCCCAGUUUGACCGAAUUGAGAGUCAAACAUGGGAGUACGAUACUGAGGAGUAUAAAGAGAUCCUAGGUACAAAGCUAGGGAAGGCGGCGGUGUGCCUUGUGAUAGGGGCUUGGGAGAGAGGUACGCAUCGCAUCGCUAAAAUUCAUACUCUUGGCCGUCAGUACCAGAUACACCUGCGAUUUGAUAUUGAGGCGCUCCCUACGGCGCUAACUGAUUGGUGA